CUAAAUAAAAAAUCAUGGAAGUUAGGUUUGAGAGCAUGUGAGCUAUCACUAGCAUGAAGUCACAUAGUUCAAAGAUGACAGUAAUUCAUAAUAAAAGAGUCAGACAGAUCCAAUGCAUGCGUUAAAGGCAGUUGAUUUCCUUGCAAAUUGACUGCUUUUGCACAGCACAUCAAAAUUGGCGAUUUCCAAUCAAUAUCUCUUGGAAUUCAGUGUCAGGAUCUGGCACGUUUAAGAUUAAGUUUUCCUGUGUCAUGUUUGACAAAUGAAAGCCCGGAGUCAUAUCUUUUGUACUGACUUCUCAGUAGGUUAGUUAUCUGCUCCGUCACCUUUCAACAAGGGCUCUCAAAGCAUUUGACCCACCACAAUUAUCAGUUUGCCUAACCCUUUUGUUUUCUACUAAAGUUCUCCUUCCUCAAGAUAAGGAAACUCUCCCAGAAAAUCAUUACAGCAGCAUUUUGCUCCAAAUUGCCUAGUUUUACUGUGAGAUCUUUUGCAGAAGUGGGUCACCAUGGGAGCAUGGCUGCUCAAGCCCAGGAUGCUCUCAAGAAACAAAAUGACCUUCCUAUUGCUAUGUCUCAUUGUUUCUACUCUCUUCUACGCAUUUCUAAAUGGCCAUCACAUUGAAGCAGAUUUUGUAGAUCAAUCUCCGCCCAAUAAACCUGCCCGUGUCUUUAACCGUGCCAUGCAAUCCUUUGUCACAGAUCACCCAGAAUUGUCAAAAAGUGGGGAAUUGAAUCAGAAUGCAGAACAAAGUGAGAAUGGAAAUGAAAACCAGAGUUUUAAUGUUGUUAGAACAGAAGAACCGAACAAAGAAACUGUAAGUAGAUUGCUGCAUCAGGUGGACCAAGGAAGUGACGAUCCUAAUGCUGUGCCCUUUAUGUUGGUAACAGGGGAAAGAUCUUCACCCUGUGUUACUUCUCACGGUUCUAAUGUGAUGAUGAAGACUUACAAAAAUAAGGUGGAUUACUGUAAUCUGCACGGCUGCAAGGUCUGGUAUGCUUUGGAGAUUUGGCAGAAAGGAUUUGUUGGUACUUGGGUUCGGUACCCACUUCUUUUACGGCUUAUGAAGGCCAAUCCUUCUGUGACAUGGUUCAUGUGGAUGGAUUCAGACGCCAUUUUUACCGAUUUCAAUUUUUCUAUUCCUUUUGAGAGAUACAAUGGCUGGAACAAGAACAUGGUCGUCCCCGGCUUCUGGGAAAAGGUAUAUGGGGAAAAUCCAGAUUGGAUAGGACUGAACGCAGGGGUUUUUCUGAUUCGCAAUUGUGAAUGGUCACACAAAUUUCUAGAAAAGUGGAUCGAAUUUGGUGCGCCGGAAAACAUACAAACGGCCAAAGCGGCUCUGAAUACGGUUCUGAAGAGCAGACCGCAGGAAUGGGAUCCGGACGAUCAGAGCGUAUUAGUGUACCUUCUCAAUACGAACAGAAAGGAAUCUGAGGAGAAUGUAUUUCUGGAAGCAAGUUACAGUUUACACGGCUAUUUCGAGUACAUUGUAGAUGAGUUUGAGGACAUCCUUGUGGGGAAGGCCAAGUGGCCGUUUGUGACUCAUUUCUGUGGCUGUAAUUUCUGUGGAGGAAAGAAUACUACGGACAGAUGCACCAAGGGCUUUGAGCGAGCUUUCAAUUUCGCCGACAACCAAUUGCUUAGGCUUGUGGGUCUCAGGCAUUCUUCUCUAUCUUCUUCUUCUACGCUCGAGACUGUCGUGGGCUAAAAGAAACCGUAAAUUACUCCACUUUUGACGGACUGCAUGUUGUGGAAAACAUGUUACGUUAGAGUAUUGGACACGGCUUCGUGAUUCUGAAAUGUCUUUUUCUAUUCUUUUAAUUGUAAAGAUCUGUGGGUUUCUAAUUGGGUGGGGAUUGAUUGAAGGAUAAGCUAAGAAAAAAGAAGGGCUCCCGUUGUCUGUGUGACAGUUUGCAGCGAAGAUGCGCAUCCAAAUCACAGAGCUUCUUAUUGUCUUUUGUAGCAUCAGAAAUAUUGAAUUUAUUUAGUUAUCUGCAAUUUGUAAAUGGCAAAUAGCCCCUUAAUGGUUGGUUAUAUUUGAGGGCCCAUAUUGGCUUUUGUA
This is a messenger RNA of Cryptomeria japonica (Japanese cedar), 2062 nucleotides long. RefSeq names its product probable xyloglucan 6-xylosyltransferase 1. Gene Ontology annotation, molecular function: hexosyltransferase activity. Lineage: Eukaryota; Viridiplantae; Streptophyta; Pinopsida; Cupressales; Cupressaceae. The record is from RefSeq and is a predicted model, not a curated record. Bases 509 to 1708 code for a protein of 399 amino acids. Gene Ontology annotation, biological process: xyloglucan biosynthetic process. The transcript is spliced from 2 exons. Gene Ontology annotation, cellular component: membrane; trans-Golgi network; endosome.